Messenger RNA from Tachysurus fulvidraco (yellow catfish), 2063 nucleotides. RefSeq names its product mucolipin-3-like. NCBI's taxonomy places the organism in Eukaryota, Metazoa, Chordata, Actinopteri, Siluriformes, Bagridae. Gene Ontology annotation, molecular function: NAADP-sensitive calcium-release channel activity. Bases 52 to 1026 code for a protein of 324 amino acids. The transcript is spliced from 7 exons. Gene Ontology annotation, cellular component: lysosomal membrane; plasma membrane. The record is from RefSeq and is a predicted model, not a curated record.
ACACACACACACACACACACACACACACACACACACACACAGAGGGUCAUCAUGAUGGCGUCAGAGUGUGUAGUGAGCAGUAACAUUUCAGAGAUUGAGCUCAGAAGAAAAUUAAAAUAUUUCUUUUUGAGUCCGUGUGAGAAAUAUCGCACUCGAGGACGGAAACCAUGGAAACUGUUUUUACAGAUCAUCAAGAUCACCAUCAUCACCAUCCAGUUGGUGUGGUUUGGACUUAGUAAUGAAAUGAGCGUUAUCUUCAGAGAGGAAAACUUCACUUCCUUUAAACACCUUUUCCUGAAAAAUUACAAGGAGCAAAAAGGCAUUUAUGCAGUUUACAUGAAACAGGAAGUGCAUGAACACAUCAACUUUAUCAUCAUGAGGUACCUAAGUCUGAGGAACGUGACCGUGGGAAAUCAGGCGUUUCAGAAAGUCAACAGCACUGACAUGCCCCUCGCGCUUUGCCAGAGGUUUUACCCUCAUGUAAAAAUCUCACCUGAAAAUGAGACCUUCAGGAUGAGUCCAGAUGUGCAGACAGAGUGUGUUUACAUUCAUUCCACAACGCCCUUCAACAUCACAGACUAUUCUGUGGAUUUUAAGAGGACUUUGUCUUUAACUCCUCACAGACUUUUAGCUCUGGAUGUUCACAUGAAUAUUAAGGCCAUUAAUCUGCAGACUGUUCGCCAUGAUGAACUGCCCGACUGCUACAAUUUUGGUGUAACGGUGGUGUUUGAUAACCGUGCUCACAGCGGUCAGAUUAAAGUGCUCCUCCACAGCAGUGUUCACGUCAGUGUGUGUUCACAUGAGAAGGUCUCUGGAUCCAAUGCAGUGAGUCACUUCCUGUUGAUGGUGCUGUUUGAUUCGCUGGUCAUCGGAGUGUGUUUGCUGUCUCUGGUCCUCUGCACGCGCUCAGUUAGCGCUGGCAUGCGCCUCAUCACCGUGAGUCAUGACCUCAUUGUAAACAUUUUAUAUCACAGAAUUGAAUCUCACCACGAGCUCGACUGUACAGUCAGGGGAACGAGGAGGUGACAGGCUGCUGGCUUGGUUUUGCUGAACAUCUCUUUGAACUUCAGCUUUUCAGAACCACGGCACCUUUACACUGGAACCUGGAUGUAGAUGCUAAUACCUUUAAACAAUAAUCUCCCUUCUUGUCUUUAGAAAGACGUAGGAUUAUAUCUUUAUCCUGAAGAUUUAAAAGUUUAACCAGUAUCAGCCUGGGACCAGUAGCAGUCUGGUGAACUCUCUCGGCAGCAGGAGGAACUGGGACAUGAAACACAGCCCUCAGAGGAUCUGUAAUGUGUUUCUCUUCCAUCCUUAUCUGUACAAACUGCUGCUCCUGCUGCUUCACAAGGCAACGUAACACAACCACAGGAAAUCUAUUCUCUUCUCCUCAUGUGACAUCACAGAUGCCCAUGAUAGGCCAGUGCUGCUGUGAUUGACAGGGCCGAGAGAUGAUGCUCCUCCCACACAGACAGUGUGUAGGAGUCUGAGCGUUCCAGGAGAUCCAGCAUCCAGUUCAUCUGACAGUAAACUCCACUGUUGUGUUUUACAGAAUGACUUACAUUAAUAUAAGGAACACAGAAUGACUUACAUUAAUAUAAGGAACACAGAAUGACUUACAUUAAUAUAAGGAACACAGAAUGACUUACAUUAAUAUAAGGAACACAGAAUGACUUACAUUAAUAUAAGGAACACAGAAUGACUUACAUUAAUAUAAGGAACACAGAAUGACUUACAUUUAUAUAAGGAACACAGAAUGCUUCACUCAGACAGAUAGAACAGUGGAAUAUCAGUGUUCUCAUUAGAACCUAACAGAUAUGCAACAGAACCGUCAUAUGGGGAACAAUCACUUAGGUACAGUUACUAAGUGACAGAUAAAUAAGUGUAUUAAACGGCUGUAAGUGAUGAGUGUGUGUUCAUUAGGAGUACGCCGCCUUCCUUAGUGUUAAACGGGGAAAGGCGAUUUCAUCAGCAGAGAGAAUGGAGUUCAUUAAUGGGUGGAACAUCUUAAUCAUCAUCAGUGACAUACUCACAGUUACAGCAUCAUUACUGAAGAUCUGCAUACU